Messenger RNA from Solea senegalensis (Senegalese sole), 2405 nucleotides. It is a transcript of the gene ddx4, whose product is annotated as DEAD (Asp-Glu-Ala-Asp) box polypeptide 4. The transcript has 23 exons. Gene Ontology annotation, biological process: cell differentiation; gamete generation. The coding region runs from base 121 to 2067 and encodes 648 amino acids. The record is from RefSeq and is a predicted model, not a curated record. NCBI's taxonomy places the organism in Eukaryota, Metazoa, Chordata, Actinopteri, Pleuronectiformes, Soleidae. Gene Ontology annotation, cellular component: nucleus; P granule. Gene Ontology annotation, molecular function: RNA binding; ATP binding; RNA helicase activity.
CCUGGCUAGCUGUGGGUUGUGCACACGGCACGUGGGUUCGGAGACACUCAGUCGCAGAACGAGGACAGCGAGGAGGUCGCCGAGUUUCACCUGUCCAGUAUUUGAUUAAGUCAUUUAAAAAUGGAUGAGUGGGAAGAGACGGAAAGUACUAACUCUGUUACUCUAACCAGCCACACCUCAAAUGAAGGUUCAAAUGAAAACUCGUGGAAGACUGAUGGUGGUGACUUUGGAACAGGUCGUGGAGGCAGAGGCAGACGAGGGAGAUUUACAGAUUCCUUUUCCACAGGUGGUGAUGAAAAUGGGACUGAUACUAACAGCUGGAACAACACAGGAGGAGAAAGAGGUGGUUUCAGAGGGAGAGGAAGAGGACGUGGCAGGGGGUUUGGCAGAGCAGACAGGACUGGAGAUGAUGAUGAUGAUGGAGCAUGUGAAACAGGCUUUAGAGGAGGAAGCCGGGGAGGUGGCAGAGGAGGAAGAGGUUUUAGACGAGGUGGUGAAGAUGGUGACAGAGGAGGCUUUAGAGGAGGUUACCGUGGUAAAGAUGACCAGACCUUCUCCAAAGGGAAAGAUGAUAAUGACUCGGAACAGAAGGAUGAAAGUGGUGAAGAAAAACCAAGAGUCACUUAUAUUCCACCUUCCCUCCCUGAGGACGAAGAGUCUGUUUUUGCUCACUAUGAGUCGGGCAUCAACUUCGACAAAUAUGAUGACAUACUGGUGAAUGUCAGUGGAACCAACCCACCCCAGGCUAUCAUGACCUUUGAGGAAGCAGCGCUGUGCGAGUCCCUGAACAAAAACAUCAGCAAAUCUGGGUACGUGAAGCCGACCCCGGUACAGAAGCACGGCAUCCCGAUCAUCUCUGCUGGCAGAGAUCUCAUGGCAUGUGCCCAGACAGGAUCUGGUAAAACGGCUGCAUUCCUGCUCCCGAUGCUGCAACGGCUAAUGGCAGAUGGUGUGGCAGGCAGUCGCUUUAGUGAGCUACAGGAGCCUGAAGCCAUCAUUGUGGCCCCAACCAGGGAGCUCAUCAACCAGAUCUACCUGGAGGCCAGGAAGUUUGCGUAUGGGACCUGUGUGCGUCCAGUGGUUGUUUAUGGUGGAGUCAGCACCGGACACCAAAUUCGUGACGUGUUGAGGGGAUGCAAUGUCCUGUGUGGAACACCAGGGAGACUGAUGGAUAUGAUUGGAAGAGGAAAGGUUGGGUUAAGUAAGCUGCGGUACUUGGUGCUGGAUGAGGCUGACCGCAUGUUGGACAUGGGCUUUGAACCCGAGAUGCGCCGCCUGGUGGGCUCCCCUGGAAUGCCCACCAAAGAGAACCGUCAGACUCUGAUGUUCAGUGCCACCUUCCCUGAGGACAUUCAGAGGUUGGCCGCUGAUUUCCUCAAAGUUGACUACCUGUUCUUAGCUGUGGGUGUGGUGGGUGGAGCCUGCAGUGAUGUACAGCAGACAUUUAUUGAAGUUGGAAAGUUCAACAAGAGAGAACAGCUCCUUGACAUUCUUAAGACCACUGGAAUGGACCGCACCAUCGUCUUUGUGGAAAAGAAGAGAUACGCUGAUUUUAUUGCCACGUUCCUGUGCCAGGAGAAGCUUCCAACUACCAGUAUUCACGGUGACCGAGAGCAGUAUCAGCGAGAGCAGGCCCUGGCGGACUUCAGGUCUGGCAAAUGUCCUGUCCUGGUUGCGACCUCUGUGGCUGCCCGUGGUUUGGAUAUUCCUGAUGUACAGAAUGUGGUGAACUUUGAUCUUCCUAACAACAUUGAUGAGUAUGUCCACCGUAUUGGAAGAACUGGUCGUUGUGGAAACAUUGGGAGGGCAGUGUCUUUUUAUGACCCAACGACUGAUGGCCCUUUGACUCGCUCCUUGGUUUCAAUCCUGUCAAAGGCUCAGCAGGAAGUGCCCUCGUGGUUAGAGGAGUACGCAUUCAGCAACCCCAGCACAGGAGAAGACUUCAACCCUUCCAGGAAGAAUUUUGCCUCCACAGACUCCAGGAAGGGUCAACAGACAGGGUCAUUUCAAGAAAGUGCAGUGAAUAGCCAGGUAACGGCUGCAGCUGAUGAUGAAGAAUGGGAGUAAAGGGAAUAUAACAGCAGUAGCACCACACGUUGACCUGUAUUAUUAUUCUUUUCAGUUGUCCAGGUUGUUGGACGUUUUAUCACAGCAGUUUUUCUUCUGUGGAAAAAAGAAAUGGUGCAAAUGUCAAGUGAGAUACAGAUGUUCAGCUUGUUUUACUAGAGUAGUUUUGUUACAGUGAAUAAAGACUGAAAAUGUCUAGUGAGAUGUUAAAUGGUGAAACCACAUCAUGUUACUCUUCAGUUUAUUUUACUUUUUUUUUUAGUACUUGAAUCACUUAUUGUUAAAAUGGUUAGUGUCUUGAAGACGAAGUGUGACAAAAUAAAUGUGGUCCAAGCAAA